Messenger RNA from Ipomoea nil (Japanese morning glory), 730 nucleotides. RefSeq names its product protein EARLY RESPONSIVE TO DEHYDRATION 15-like. Bases 80 to 487 code for a protein of 135 amino acids. NCBI's taxonomy places the organism in Eukaryota, Viridiplantae, Streptophyta, Magnoliopsida, Solanales, Convolvulaceae. The transcript has 2 exons. The record is from RefSeq and is a predicted model, not a curated record.
AAUUCCGUACUCCCCAUCUUCAUCCAUAGCUAAAACCUUCCUUCCUUUUUCUCCCAAAACAAAUUCUCCGAUCCCAAAAAUGGCGACCUCUACGCUCAAUCCAAACGCUCCGAUCUUCGUGCCGUCGGCGUAUCGCGCGGUGGAGGACUUCUCCGACCAGUGGUGGGACCUCAUCCGCAACUCUCCCUGGUUCCGCGACUACUGGCUCCGCGAGUGCUACGCCGAUGUGGACUCCUCCUUCCCCGACUUGGAUGAUUUCGAUAUCGACUUCGAUUUCUCCGGCUUCGACUCCGAUCCUUUCGCCGACGGAACGGUCCGCGACUCCGGUAACACCGAGCAGGAGGAGACUAAGACGGAUCUGGUGACUCUAGGAGCCUUGAAGUGGCAGAAACCGCGAGCCGCGGCGGAGAUUCCCAAGUACGGCAAGAAGGCGCCGAAGAUCGUGAAUGUGAAGGUGAGCCCCAGGCCGAUUCAGCAGCCGCGGUAGAGCGGAUCGUAAUCGUUUCGUUUGCUUGACUCACUGAGUUAGGUCAUUACUUAGUACCGAGUCGGAUAAACAAACUUUUCAUUUCAGCUUUUGUUAGGCUUGUUGUUGUACAGUUGCUUGCUUGCCUAAAGCUAACGUAGUUCCCUGCCAGUCUUCUGUUUGGAAAUUGGAAGUCGUAUCGAGUCAUGUAAUCUCCUGUAAGAAGUUGAAUAAACAACCAAAAGAGUUUAAUCAUUCUCUCCA